Messenger RNA from Leptinotarsa decemlineata (Colorado potato beetle), 790 nucleotides. RefSeq names its product Alg13 UDP-N-acetylglucosaminyltransferase subunit (gene Alg13). Gene Ontology annotation, biological process: dolichol-linked oligosaccharide biosynthetic process. The record is from RefSeq and is a predicted model, not a curated record. NCBI's taxonomy places the organism in Eukaryota, Metazoa, Arthropoda, Insecta, Coleoptera, Chrysomelidae. Gene Ontology annotation, molecular function: hexosyltransferase activity.
AAAAUUUCUAGUUUCUAACCUAACACCUCAGUAAUUUUAUUAUCAAUAAAGAAACAAAAAAUUUUCGUAGUCAUCGAAAUAUUUUGGUGUUUUUUCAAGUAUAGACUAACGGUACUCUACUCCAUUCUUUUAUUUCACUAUUAUGUCUUUCUGAAGAAGUCAUGUGUUUCUGUGGCUUCUAGGUACAACGUAAAAGCAACCUUUUUAAAAGCUGAAAUGAGUAAGAGAAAAGUAUUUGUUACAGUUGGAACAACUAAUUUUCCGAAAUUAAUAAAAGCUAUAACAACUAAGAAAGUUAUAGAAUCCUUAUUAGAUUCUGGAUAUGACUUCGUUCAGUUACAAACAGGAAACAAUUUCACAGAUUUUCAAUUACACAUAGAACUUGAUAUGGCUUGUGAAAUUAGGAAGGAGAAUAGUUCCACAAUUGUAAACCUAGGCAAUAAAAUAACUCUGAAAUAUGACAUAUUUUUUGAAAACUUUCAACAAGAGAUUUCAAGCAGUGAUCUUGUUAUAAGCCACGCUGGUGCUGGAACGUGUUUAGAAGUUCUUCGCAAUAAAAAGAAUUUGAUCGUGGUUGUGAAUGAAGACUUAAUGGACAACCAUCAAACAGAAUUAGCCGAAGAAUUACAGAAUGGUGGUUAUUUAUAUUACUGUACCUGUGAUAAUCUGGACAUUGUUUUGAGGAAAAAAUUUAAUGCAUUGAAACAGUACCCACUCCCGACUGAUUAUAUUUUCUCACAAUAUUUGGGAAAAUGUGUAGGGUUCAUAGAAUAAAUAGUCAAAUUUCUUA